GAGUUCGCAGUGCUGACCAAGGAGCUGAACAUGUGCCGGGAACAGUUGCUGGAGAGAGAAGAGGAGAUAGCCGAGCUGAAGGCGGAGAGAAACAACACACGGCUGCUCCUUGAACAUCUGGAAUGCCUGGUGUCCCGCCACGAGCGAAGCCUGAGGAUGACCGUGGUGAAAAGGCAGCCUGGAGUCUCCAGUGAGGUGGAAGUCCUGAAAGCCCUCAAGUCCUUGUUUGAGCACCACAAAGCGCUGGAUGAAAAAGUGCGGGAGAGGCUACGAGUGGCGCUGGAGCGCGUGGCGGUCCUAGAGGAAGAGCUGCAGUCUUCUUCCCAAGAGGUGGUGUCUUUAAGGGAACAAAUAAAACGAAGGCAGCAAGGACUAGACAACGGCAAAGAGUCUGCAGCCGGAGUGCCGAUCAGGAGGCUCCUGAUUGCCAGAAGCUGUUGCAGCUUUUGCAACAGUCUGCUUCAUAUUCCUAGAUGGGGGGUUUUCAGAGCCAUAUGGCUUCCAGCCAUCAGAGUCGUCCAGUGAGGAGGAAGUUAUGCA
Molecule: messenger RNA, 540 nt
Organism: Cyprinodon variegatus (sheepshead minnow)
Lineage: Eukaryota; Metazoa; Chordata; Actinopteri; Cyprinodontiformes; Cyprinodontidae
Product: liprin-alpha-3-like
Exons: 4
Biological process (GO): synapse organization
Cellular component (GO): presynaptic active zone
Source: RefSeq, a predicted model, not a curated record